Molecule: messenger RNA, 4135 nt
Organism: Myxocyprinus asiaticus (Chinese sucker)
Lineage: Eukaryota; Metazoa; Chordata; Actinopteri; Cypriniformes; Catostomidae
Product: solute carrier family 12 member 3-like
Exons: 26
Coding region: 209-3202 (997 amino acids)
Biological process (GO): sodium ion homeostasis; sodium ion transmembrane transport; potassium ion homeostasis
Cellular component (GO): membrane
Molecular function (GO): sodium:potassium:chloride symporter activity
Source: RefSeq, a predicted model, not a curated record
GGAAAGUACGUACAUUUCCAUCCGAUGUGCAGAACACUUUAAGUUCAGAGUUUUAGUUUUGCGAUUUUCCACUAUAACACCUGGGAUUUCUUUGGAUGCUGUGGAUCUGACGCAGCUCACAUCUGAGAGUUAAUUUCUGUGAUCUUUAAAAGGAUUAAAGCAGGAGAAGACAGAAUUCCCAGUCAAAAGUCCUACCACAGAAUCCACAAUGGCCAGUUAUUUUGCGCGCCUCAAAAACUUAAUCACCCACCGUGGCGUGGCCAACAACAACCUCGCUGGUCCACAAGGUGUGGAGAUGGGUGAGGCUGAUUUAGAGAAGGAGAAGGACAAGAAAAAAACGUCUUUCUACAAUGCACUAGACCCUGUACCAAAGCUGGACUUCUAUGCCAAAGACACAUGGACGGGACGCAUGAGGAGUAUCAGACCAUCAUUGGACAUUCUUCGUAAACCACCAGAAGGUGAUGAUCUUCCACCACCACCAGAAGAUGAUGGAAGACCCAAAGUCAAACUUGUUCGCUUUGGAUGGGUCCUUGGAGUUAUGAUUCGCUGUAUGUUGAACAUCUGGGGAGUCAUCAUGUACCUACGAUUGCCAUGGAUUACAUCUCAAGCAGGAAUCAUUCUGACCUAUGUGAUUAUCUUCAUGUCUGUUACUGUGACAACGAUCACAGCAACGUCAGUGUCUGCAAUCUCCACCAAUGGGAAAAUCUACUCUGGUGGCACAUACUUCAUGAUCUCUCGGAGUCUUGGUCCUGAGUUGGGAGCGCCCAUCGGCCUGCUCUUCGCGUUCGCCAAUGCACUUGCCUGCGCGCUUCACACAGUGGGGUUUUCUGAGACCGUCAGAGAUGUUCUAAAAAACAAUCACGCUCAGAUAGUGGAUGAUGUAAAUGAUGUGAGAAUCAUAGGUGCAGUUACUGUUGUCAUUCUGCUCUGCAUCACACUUGCUGGCAUGAGUUGGGAGGCUAAGGCACAGAUUCUGUUCUUUAUUGCGAUAAUAUUGUCCUUAAUCAGUUAUUUUGUGGGAACUUUCAUUCCAUCCACCAAAGAGAAGGAGGCUGUGGGAUUCUUUGGCUACCGAAUUGAGAUUUUCACUGACAACCUACUACCUUCCUUCCGAGGCAAAGAUGGAUAUUUCUUUAGGAUGUUUGCGAUUUUCUUCCCUGCUGCCACUGGAAUUCUGUCUGGAGUCAACAUCUGUGGAGAUCUGAAGGAUCCAACGGGUGGAAUUCCUAAAGGAACACUCCUGGCUAUAUUAUGGACCACCUUGAGCUAUUUAUUAAUCUCAAUCACAGUUGCUUCGACUGUUGUUAGAGACGCUUCUGGCAAUAAGAAUGACAGUUUAGAGUUCAAUACUUCAAAAAUCUGCCAUGGUCUCGGCUGUAAACUGGGCUGGGAUUUUGACAGGUGUGAACAGAAUCGCACCUGUACCUAUGGACUGGCAAACAACUUUCAGAUUCUUACCAUGGUUUCAGGAUCUGGGUAUUUGAUCAUAAUCGGGAUUUUUGCUGCCACCCUGUCGUCAGCAUUGGGUUUCUUGGUGUCUGCCCCCAAAAUCUUUCAGUGCUUGUGCAAAGAUAACAUCUAUCCUUAUAUCGGCUUCUUCGGGAAAGGUUACGGGAAAAACAACGAGCCUCUGCGUGGCUAUGUCCUCAUGUUUUCUAUCGCUAUGGCUUUCAUCCUUAUUGGUGAUCUGAACACAAUCGCUCCUCUGAUCUCCAACUUCUUCCUUUGUUCUUACGGUCUCAUCAACUUCAGCUGCUUUCACGCAUCUGUCGUCCAAUCCCCUGGCUGGAGGCCGUUAUAUCGUUACUUCACUCCCUGGACGUCUCUGUUUGGAUCAUUUCUGUCUUUUCUGCUCAUGUUUCUGUUCACAUGGUGGGCCGCUCUUGUGACUUUCACGAUUGUCCUCUGCCUCUUAGGAUACGUUUCUUAUAAUAAACCUAAGGUGAACUGGGGUUCGUCUUACCAGGCGGGUGUCUACAAUAUGGCUCUGUCCUUCUCAAUGUUUCUGUCAGGGAUAGAAGACCAUGUCAAGAACUACAGGCCUCAGUGUCUGGUUUUGACCGGUCCACCAAAUGUACGCCCAGCCCUGGUGGACUUUGCGGGCACUCUCACUAAGAACAUCAGUCUGAUGAUCUGUGGAAACAUUAUCAUGGAGGAUGAGAAGUCAACCUUGCCCACUCACAGUUCAGAUAUGAUGGUAGAUUGGCUGAAUAAAAGGAAAGUUCGCGCUUUCUAUACAACAUUUACUGCUGAAAGUCUGAAAGAGGGUGCGCACCAUCUUAUGCAGGCGUCUGGUCUUGGUAAAUUGAAGCCAAACACUCUCGUUUUGGGAUAUAAGACAAACUGGCAGGAAUGUAAACCUGAGAGCUUAGAAGACUACGUCCACACAAUCUACAAUGCCUUUGACUCUAACUAUGCCAUCUCUGUUCUAAGACUGAUGGAUGGAUUAGAUGUUACUGAUAUUUUGCAGAGUUCAGCAGGUGGACCGCCAUCAAUUGUGAAUCCAGCAUUUGAUGCAGAAGAAGUACCACAAACUGAAAUAGAUGAUACUGACCGGAAUUCAGACAUUUCUGAUGAUGUCUCAAAUGAGCAGGUCAGGUCAGUAUUCCAGACGAAACAGGGCAGGAAGACCAUAGAUGUCUACUGGAUCUCUGAUGAUGGAGGUCUAACUCUGUUAGUGCCAUAUUUGUUGACCAGAAGGAACUGUUGGAAGAAGAGCAAAAUUAGAGUGUUCCUUCUAGGAGACCAGGAGACCAUGGAGGAAGAACGCAAAGACAUGAAGUUGCUGUUAAAGAAAUUUCGUCUGGAAAUCAAGGAUGUCAUUGUGAUAACGGAUGUGGACAAAGCUCCAUUGACUAAAAGUUUGCAGAGAUAUGAGGACAACAUCACCCGCUUCAGGCUGAAUGAAGAACAGGCUGGAGUUGACGUCCAAGAACUCAAGAGACUGAGCCCAUGGAAAGUUUCCAAAAAAGACCUUGAGGUCAUCAAACCAAAGAUGGAGAGGACGGUACGACUAAACGAGAUAAUCAAGAGGAACUCCAUACAUGCUGCCUUGGUUGUAAUUUCUCUGCCAGUUCCUGACAUUAACUGUCCCAGUUCACUCUACAUGGCCUGGCUGGAUGCACUGAGCAACGGCAUCCACUGCCCUGUCCUGCUUAUACGAGGAAACCAAGAAAAUGUGAUGACAUUCUACUGCCAGUAAAACAUUCACACACACACACACACACACACACACACACACACACACACACACACACACACACACACACACUGCACUGAAGCUGCUCUCAGACUGUGUUGACUACAGAUAGUUUUAAAUUAGACAUACUAGAAAACUUAAUUAGCAAUGUUUCAUGAGUUUCACUCUUGAACUGUGUAAUAUGAACAGUAUAAUCCUCUUACACAUUCAGUGGGAUAUACAGUAGGGUCCAGAAAGUUGAGUCUACAUUCAUAAUCUGGGAUUCAAAGAUUUAAAAUCUAAUUUUAAUUUAGGAAUAAACAAAGCAUUUUUAAAAAUAAAGAAGAAAUAUUUAAGAUUAUAGUUUUGCACAAACUUGUCAUGGGGACAUACUGAAUACUAAGAAAUCUGGAAUUUAUGUACUUUUUUAAUUUCAACUUUUCAAAUUGUUAUGCUGAUAUAAUAUAAUUAAUAAUUAAUAAUAUAUGAAAUACUGUAUAUUAGAAGUAAAGGUGUAGAUGUGGUGGAGGGAUGCACUUUAUCUCCAGGGCCUUAAAUUUACUGUAGAAUAUAGCUGUUGAAGUUUCAUGCUAUGUUCUUUAAAAAGGAAACGCAUUUUUAAAAAUUACUUUUAUGUGGUCAUACUUUGUAAAAUAAUAAUAAUUACAUGUUAGUGUCAAAAGAUGAAAUUAAUUUAAAAAAAUUACAAAUUUGUUGUGUAUAAAUGUGUUUAUGAAUUACAAGUAUGAUCAUGAUCAACUUUUCAAGGUGAAAUAUAAAAUGUAUCUCAAUUGUGAUUGAUGGUUACAUUAAGGACAAACAUUAAAUUAUAAAAUACAAAAUGCAUUAAGCUGUUCAAUCAUAUGAAAGUAAAGAAUUAAGGAUCAUAACAUGUAUAAAAUUUGUUACAUCUGAAAUAAACACAAAAAGGCAUGGAGUGUUUGUGUAUUUGUGUGC